Messenger RNA from Clonostachys byssicola, 1974 nucleotides. NCBI's taxonomy places the organism in Eukaryota, Fungi, Ascomycota, Sordariomycetes, Hypocreales, Bionectriaceae. The record is from the annotation of a GenBank genome assembly.
AUGAACUCUCUCUCAUACGAACACUUACCACUCAACCCAGCCCUAUCGUCAAUAAGACUGCUUGUCAUCCAACCGGCAGAAUGGGAUGCCUCUUUGGAGGCUGAAAUGACAGUUGUCAGCUUGGUCAACAAACCGAUCUACGACACGCUUUCUUACGUCUGGGAAACAGAAAACCUGAAAGACAGAAGUAAGAGUAUACUGAUCAAUAGCACUCCUGUCCCACUAUCUGAUACUCUGUUCAAUGCUAUUCGCGUGCUCCGGCCCCGCCAAGGCGUUGAGAGCACACCUUUACUCAUCUGGAUCGACGCUCUGUGCAUCAAUCAACGGUGCAUCAGCGAGCGAAACCAACAAGUCCAGAUUAUGGGCGAAAUAUACUCUUCGAGUCGGCAGGUCCAUAUAUGGAUGGAUGGCCUAACAUAUUAUUGCCGUGAUCAAAUGGACGAGUCAUGGACUUUCUCCGGCGACGAUGCCGAUUACAAUACUCUAUGGUCUGAGUAUUGCAAACACUUCAAGUUCGCACCAGGGAGCACCGACAAGGCCUCAAUCAUUUCCCCAAGCCACCAUGAUCGGAUCGAUCUCUUCAUGGCCUGGAUCUUCCGGGAGCUUGCCAACGGCACACAUCUUACGGAGGUUACCGCUUUCUUGCCCGUACUAUGCUUUAAUAGACUAUGGCCAGGCGUUCUCAAGCAUCAUAUCGUGAGCUUCUUGAUAGACCCAUGGUUUUAUCGGCUAUGGGUUGUCCAAGAGGCUGCUCUAGCCCCAGUUGGCCGUUUGCAUUUUGGCUCUGUGUCUAUACCGCUCGAAACCAUGAUAUCGGCUGCUUCGAACUACAGACUCCAUAUGUAUAAUGAAUGCUGCACGGUUGCUGGUUUAAGUCGAGCCGCCAUCGACCAGAAUCUGGCUAGCCUUCUCGACAGCUUUCAUGAGUUGGGUGAACUGCGAAAAAACUUGGGCUCGAAGCCCACUGUCCUCGAAUUGGCACUACAGCUCGUGAAAAGAAACGCGACCGAGCCUCAUGAUCUUGUCUAUGCACUUCUUGGUUUAGCGAGAUCUGAUAUUGUGCCCGAUUACGAGGCCCAAAUUGCAGAUAUUCUCGUUGCCGUUUCUGAGGAACAUAUCCGCCUAAGCGGUAACCUAUUGCCUUUAUCUUUUGGGGGGGCACCACAGAUACCACAUUUUUCUGCUUCCGGGAAGCUUAGCCAGGAGAGCCAAGUGACUGUCAUUGAUCACCAGCUAUUAUUACGUGGUAUUUGCGUUGACCAAAUCCAUGCUACGUCACAUCGAAUUCGUUUCGAUGGAGGCGGCUCGCCUAAUCUUUUCACACUAUGCAGCUGUGAUCUUCUUAAAGAACAGACCUCUCACAGCGAACUUCAUGAAAACCAGCUGGUUACUUCAUGGAUAUCUACUCCCGAAAUUCGGGGAAGCCCAUAUCCUCGAGGCGGUACGCGUAUCAAUGCCUGGUGGAGAACGAUGCUCAGAGAUCAUGGUUGGGGUUCUGCCAAGACCCAAAGGGCGACAGAUCGGCAUUUAUCUACCAUUGCUAUACUGAACGAAUUCUGGGCUACAGGUCAGGAUGACUCCGAAGAGAACAUUUCGGAUCAUCUCGAGAAAUCAUUUGGAGUAGACAUGUCGUUUUUUAAGAGCGGCACAUCGGACAGUGAUAUUCUCGCCAAUUCACUUCUUAUUCCUACCAUUUACGAGCAUUUGCUCGAUACUCUGAGGAAGAAUAAGGUUUUUGUAACAAAAGAGGGCUAUCUGGGUAUCGCGAGUAGAGACAUUGGGGAGCAGGAUGAGAUCUUCGUCUUACCAGGAUCAGCAGUUCCGAUUAUAUUACGACCGAUACAUCUCGCCAACAGCGUCAAAGAUGAGAAGCCACACUACAAGGUAAUCGGGGAUUGCUACAUCCAUGGCUUUAUGGAUGGUGAGGCAGUAAAUAGCGCCAGUUUCAAUAUGCAGGAUUUGGUGAUUUCCUAA